CUGCCCCCCCCCUUUCUGCUCCACUGUCAGUAUUGACACCUCCCGCCCCGGCGACCCCACAGUGUCCGCUGCUUCAUCUCCGUCACCGCAGCCAGCGUCUCGACGGUACCGUCCAAGUAUAUAUUUGCCUGGGUUUCUCUCAGAGGACGGACCGGGCAGAGGAACCGGAGUCGCCUGGAGCUUUAAAGCCCGGACUGUCAUGAUCCGUGCGGCGCAGAGAUGGCGUCCUUCCCCGGUUUGUGUAGGUCCGUGGGUGCCGCGGAAGAGGACGGAGAACAGGACGACUCACUGCAGCAGAUGCUGAAGGCCAUUGCCGACGAGAGGAACCGACUGAACGCCCGGCAGGAGAUCAGCGGCCUGGGAUGUUUUAAGGAUGACCGCAUCGUCUUCUGGACCUGGAUGUUCUCCACCUACUUCAUGGAGAAGUGGACCCCACGUCAGGAUGACAUGCUGUUUUACGUCCGCAGAAAGUUAUCGUACGCCAGCACAGAUAACGCCGACGGAAAAAAGGUGGAGGUGGAAGUUUACAGGCGAGACUCUAAGAAGCUUCCAGGCCUGGGUGAUCCGGACAUCGACUGGGAGGAGAGUGUUUACCUGAACCUUAUCCUGCAGAAGCUGGACUACGUGGUGACGUGUGCCGUCUGCACGCGCUCAGACGCAGGGGACAUCCACAUCCACAAGAAGAAGUGUCAGGAAGUGUUUGCAUCUCCCAGUAAACACGCCAUGGACAGUAAAGGGGAGGAGUCAAAGAUGAGCUAUCCCAACAUCUUCUUCAUGAUCGACAACUUUGAGGAGGUUUUCAGUGACAUGACGGUCGGGGAGGGUGAGAUGGUUUGUGUCGAGCUGGUGGCCAGUGACAAGACCAACACCUUCCAGGGCGUCAUCUUCCAGGGAUCCAUCCGCUACGAAGCGCUGAAGAAAGUGUACGACAACCGGGUUAGCGUAGCGGCUAAGAUGGCUCAGCGCAUGUCCUUUGGCUUCUACAAAUACAACAACAUGGAGUUUGUCAGGAUGAAGGGGCCACAGGGCAAAGGUCACGCCGAGAUGGCCGUGAGCAGGGUCCCGACCGGAGACACGUCGCCCUGUGGCACUGAGGAGGAUCAGGUGUCCCCCAUGCACGAACGGAUGACGUCCUUCAGCACACCUCCAACGCCGGAGAGGAACCGACCCUCCUUCUUCUCACCGUCACUGAGGCGAAAAGUUCCUCGAAACCGAAUCGCAGAGAUGAAGAAGUCUCACUCAGCCAAUGACAGCGAGGAGUUUUUCAGGGAGGAAGAAGAUGAAGAUCUUCACACCGCCACCAACCUGCGCUCGCGAUCCCUGUCAGGAACCGGUCGAUCCCUCGUCGGCUCUUGGCUCAAACUGAACCGGGUUGACGACUACUUCCUGUUGUAUUCGCAUCUGACUUACGUCACGCUGCCACUGCACCGCAUCACCACAGACAUCUUGGAGGUUCGGCAGAAGCCCAUCUUGAUGACAUAGCAGGCUUUGGACUCCUGACCUUCAGAGCAUCUGUAUCAAGUGCCUCCUGCAUCAGGCCACUGACACACACACAGCAGCAGCAGCAGCGUUAGCGCCGCCCAGUGCCCGCGCUGAUAUCACAACCAAACACCCGGGACACCAAACUAACUAACAAACAAACAAACAAACCAGCCAUUUUCAGGAAGUGCCUCCUCUUCUUCCUCUUUUCUAUUUACAUUUCCUGCUGCGAGAUCACAAAUGUGUUGAUCACAUGACCUCAGUGUUGAACAGGUAUUGGCUGAACUAUUUAGCAGGAAGGAAGUAUCGAUCGUUUGUACAUACUGCUGCUAUCCUCACAGAGACUUUGACUUUGAGGAUAUUGCUGUCAAACCAAGCAUCAGCAAAGACUCCGCCCACUGGGUAUUUCACUCCGCCCACUGUUAGACUGACCCGCCCCCUUCAUCGCCGCCUUUUCUAACCUAGAUUACGCUGGACUCGUCUGGAGUCCAACAUGUUUCUGGGACAUCUUCUUUGCUUUUGUUCUCAUUUCCUUAACACGUGGUCGACCUGACGCCUUGAACGACGUUACCCACAAUGCACCUCAGCUCCUCAGUGGUCACUACAGUCAAUAUUUCUUUCGAGCUCUCGAUGAAAGUAAUCUCCAAAGUCCUGCGUCACGGAUGAGUCGUCGUCCAGACCUUCAACUUUACACUUUAAAACAAACUGGAAGUGACUUGAAAAAUGACUGAUGUUCCAAAAAAAAAAAGGGAAAAAAACAGAAGGAACACUUUGAUGCAAAAGGAAAUGGCUGCUAAGAAGCGGCUUCUGACGGAGAAGCAGGUUUUUCCCGAGUCUGAUCCCUAAAGCCUUAAAAACCUGAAAUGUCACCGAUUCUCAGUCUCUUUUACUUUUUUUUCCCUCCGUGUCUCUGAUGUUUCUGUCGAAGUUCGUAAAAAUCCAAAUACGUUUCUUUUGUUUUUUUAACUCAGUCACGUAAGUUAAACAGUUUUUUCUUUUUCAUACAGAGCAGAAAGUGGUGUUGAAAUAAUAAAAGCUGAUAAAUUUGA
Messenger RNA from Cynoglossus semilaevis (tongue sole), 2528 nucleotides. Its product is annotated as kiaa0930. Lineage: Eukaryota; Metazoa; Chordata; Actinopteri; Pleuronectiformes; Cynoglossidae. Bases 220 to 1482 code for a protein of 420 amino acids. The transcript has 10 exons. The record is from RefSeq and is a predicted model, not a curated record.